Molecule: messenger RNA, 1497 nt
Organism: Folsomia candida
Lineage: Eukaryota; Metazoa; Arthropoda; Collembola; Entomobryomorpha; Isotomidae
Product: bacillopeptidase F-like
Exons: 2
Coding region: 60-1376 (438 amino acids)
Biological process (GO): proteolysis
Molecular function (GO): serine-type endopeptidase activity
Source: RefSeq, a predicted model, not a curated record
CAUCACUUCACACUGCUCUUUAGCUUCCAAGCGAAUCCAGUAGUAUCAUCAGCUCCACCAUGAAGUUGCUUAUCGUCCUUGCUGCCACCCUCGCAGUCGCCUAUGCGGGCACUGUCGAGCAUGCCCUUCAGGUCGCCGUUGAGAAUGGGGAAACCGAGGCCAUCCUCGAGCUGCCCCAAAUCAUGGCCCAAGUCGAGGCUAACCAGGCCCUUCAGUCCCUCACCGGUGACGCCAAGGUCUCUGCCCUGGUCUCCACCCUCCAAGGACUGACCUCUGCUGCCCAAGCUCCCUUCAUCGCUAUUGCCUCCUCCCUCGGACUCGAGACGGAGCAAUACUGGGCUUCCAACAUCGUCCUCGUCAAGGGUUUGACCGUUGAGAAAUUGGCCUCCCUCGCCGCCACCGCUGGAGACUUCACCAUCCGCAAGCAAAACAUUGCCACCAUCAACCCAGUCGUCAAGCACGCCGAAUUCGAAGCCAACUCCACCCAGAACCCACAAUGGGGAGUUGCUCAAAUCCGUGCCCCAGCUGCCUGGGCUCGUACCACUGGUGAAGGAAUCGUUGCUGCCAUCAUUGACACCGGAGUCAAUCUUGGACACACUGCCCUCAGCGCCGGAUAUGCUGGUGCCUGGUUGGACCCCUACUACAGCACCGCUGGACCAACUGAUCAACAAGGUCACGGAUCUCACUGCGCUGGAACCAUCCUUGGACGUGCCAACGGUGUUGGUGUUGCUCCAGGAGCCAGAUGGAUCGCUUGCCGUGGAUUGAACCAUCAAGGAUCAGGAACUGAGGCCGUCCUCACCCAAUGCGCCCAAUUCAUGCUCACCGCCAACCCACGCCCACAUGUCGUCAGCAACUCAUGGGGUGGUGGUUCGGGAGCCACUUGGUACAACGCUCAGGUCUCUGCCUGGAGAAACGCCGGAAUCGUCCCAGUUUUCGCCAUCGGAAACUCUGGCGCUUCCUGCCGAACUGCCAACUCCCCAGGAGAUCAACCCAACUUGAUCUCUGCUGGAGCCACCACCAACACUGACGCCAUGGCCACUUUCUCCUCCCGAGGACCAAGCACUGCUGGACUUCUCAAGCCCGAGGUCUCUGCCCCAGGAAACAACAUUGUCUCCUGCGGAACCGGUGCCAACAACUACGUCACCAUGUCCGGAACCUCAAUGGCCUGCCCACACACCGCUGGAGCCGUCGCCCUCCUCCUCUCCGCCAACCCAAGCUGGACCUUCACCGAGGUCUUCAACGCCCUCACCACCUCCGCAGCUCACCCAACUCUCUCCAACGCUGACAGGAACUGCGGACUUCCAGGAUCUGGGGACUUCCCCAACCAUGCUUUCGGUCAUGGACGUAUCGACGUUGCUGCCGCUCUUGGUCUUUAAAUUGUUCAGUUCAAAAGAUCAUUCCAUUAAUUCGAUUUCUCAUUUUCAUUUACUCGUACCUCAAUUGACAGUAGUCUAAAUUGACUCGACAAUACAAAAAAUUUUCCAAAAAUAAUCCAAA